Epinephelus lanceolatus (giant grouper) is the source of this 4947-nucleotide messenger RNA. It is a transcript of the gene prune1, whose product is annotated as prune exopolyphosphatase. The record is from RefSeq and is a predicted model, not a curated record. Gene Ontology annotation, molecular function: exopolyphosphatase activity. NCBI's taxonomy places the organism in Eukaryota, Metazoa, Chordata, Actinopteri, Perciformes, Serranidae. Gene Ontology annotation, cellular component: cytoplasm.
CGACGGUCAUCCCGACAGUCAUGCGUUUACAGUUAACGGUAACGUGUGUGUGUUACUAACAGCCCGCUACUCGGUGAGCCGGCUGUCACCGUUUACUGAAUCCGUUAACCGGUCAGAGGAGCAGCUAGCGGGUUAACUAACGGUCGCAGCUAGCAGCUAGCAGCUAACAGAAGAUGGAGGAGUUUCUGUCGAGCUGCCGCCGAGCCGUGAAGGGGAACCUUGAUCAGGCUGGUUCAGCGUUUCACGUGGUUCUGGGGAAUGAAGCCUGUGACGUGGACUCUAUGGUGUGUGCCCUGACCUACGCCUACUUCCUGUCCAAGACUGUACACAGUGAGAUGCUCGUUCUCCCGCUGCUGAACAUCCGUCAGUCAGACCUCGUGCUGCGUUCAGAUAAUGUCUUCCUGCUGCGACAGGUCGUUCUGUCUCCAGACCUCCUGCUGUUCAGAGACCAGCUGGACCUUAAAGCGCUUCACCGAGCCGGCCGCCUGCAGCUGACGCUGGUCGACCACAAUGUCCUGCCCAGUUCAGACAGCGACCUGGAGGGGGCAGUGGUGGAGGUGAUCGACCAUCACCAGCAGGAAAGAGAGCCGUCCACCUCCUGUCUUGUUACCGUGGAGAUGGUGGGAUCCUGCACAACCUUGGUAACAGAACGCAUCAUCCAGAAAGCUCCAGAGAUCCUGGACCAACAGAUUGCUCAACUGCUCUACGCGGCAGUGGUGUUGGACUGUGUCAACAUGGCGCCCGCAGCAGGUAAAGUGACGCCUAAAGACAGUCAGAUCGCUGCAGCGUUGGAGGCUCGUUUUCCCGCUCUGCCGCCGAGGGGCACUCUAUUUCAGACGCUGCAGGACGCCAAGUUUGACGUGUCAGGUCUGAACACUGAACAGAUGUUGUUGAAGGACAUGAAAGCUGUUUCAGGAAGUUUGAAUGUCGCUGUCUCUGUUCUCUACAUCACACUGCAGGACUUCCUGCAGGGGGCGGAGCUGGAGGCAGAGCUUUCAGAUUUCUGUUUGAAGUUUGGAUAUGACCUCCUGCUGCUGAUGACCAUCUCCUUCACUGAGAGCAAAGAGCCAAUGAGAGAGCUCGCUGUGUUUAGCCACAGCGCCGCCUGCAGGCAACAGGCGAGCCUCUACCUGGAACAGGCCCGUAACCCCGCCCUGAACCUCUGUCCAUUCAGCAGCCCCCAUUCGCACGUCAAAGCCUAUAAGCAAGGAAACACGCUGGCGUCUCGAAAGAAGGUCCUCCCCAUCAUUAAGGACUUCCUGAAGGAGCGAGACGGAGACGGUUGUCUGGGAGACAGUCGCCUGGGAGACAUGGAAGAGGAGGAUGAGUCUCGGGUCCCUCCGACCCCAAUGAACAGUCUGGUGGAGGGCUGUCCUCUGGAUGGCGGCCUGCCGCACAUAAGCGCACAGGCCCUGGAGGAGAAGUUCAGCAGCAUGACCUCUGACCUCUGACCUGUUACCUGUCCAUCAUUAGGACGUCUGCCUGUCUGUCUGUCUGUCGGAUGAUCAAGGUACCACAGAGAUGACAUCACAAACAUCAUUACGAAGUUUUUUUAUCCUCAGAUUAAACACACGGACGACGUUAACACAUCUGGGCUGAAGCCUGAUUUUACCGACUGACUCAAACACACCGUUUCAUUAAACCAUUACCAACAUCUGGAACAUUCAGAGACCUGAACACAUCUGGAACAACUUCCUCUUUCCUUCAAAACAAAAUGCAAAAUGCAUUCAUGACGUCAUGUAUUUACACAGAACCUUUUUGGAUCAGAAAUAUUUGAUUUAAAUGUGUUUUCAGUGUAAAAAGUGAUGUCUGAUGUGAUGGUGCUGCAGCAAAUUAUUAUUAUAAUUAUUAUGAUUAUUAUUAUUAUCAUUAUCAGUAUUAUUUAUUGUUAUUAUUAUUAUUAUUAUUAUUAUUAUUAUUAUAACUAUUAACAAUUGUCUGAAAACAGUGAAAAAUGCCAAAAACUCAGAGAUUCAGUUUACUGAAAUGUUAAAUAUAAAAAAUAACGAAAAACAUGAUUUAGGUUUAAUGUUAGCAAAACUGCUAAUUCUCACAUUAAAUUUGUCUUUGUUUGGAAAAUAACUUCAGCGGUUAAUCUGUCAUCGACACCGUUGCAGAUCAGUUUUCCUUCGCUCGACUGAAACCUGAUGAACAAGGAGCAGCGGACAAAAUAGUCUUUGAAUAAAGUUUAGAAAGUUGGUUUUACUCUCCUCAGAAUAUUUAAUUACGUGUGCUUUUAAGUUUAAUCAGCUUUGUCAUGUCAUUUGGAGACUCAGUAUUUGUAUAAAUGUCAAAUUACGGUUAUCAGUAUUUUUACACCAAGUUUUUUGAACAAAAACACCAACCGGGGAUUAAAAACAAAUCAAAGCAUAAAGUGAUUCUUCGUCUAAUACCCAUUAUUGUUUAUAUAAAAUGAGACAAUCCAGGUGAGAAGUCUGUGACCUCGUCCACACCUGGCUUGAUCAUGUGACCCGGAUCACAUGCUAAAGAGUUAUAUCAGUGUAACCAUACCCAAAAGUGAUGUCACAGUCUCCUGUGCAUCACUGCAGCCAGGUGACAUCACAGGUGUCAAACACUAUUAUGGUACUACUAGUGAAUUCUCAGUGGGCGUGGUCUAAAAAUGUGUGUCACACCUGUACCUGUCUAUGGUCAUGUGAUCCCUCUGAUUUCAUGCACGUUUUACCCUAAAUCUAAGCGAGAACAGCUGAUUUCACUUUAAUAAAACACUUCCUGUUGAUGUUUCACAACAAGUGUUUUAGGGAAGAAGCUCUGAACCAGCAGAGGGAUUUUAUUGUGAAACAGACAGGAUGUGAUGCAGCAACAGGAAGUGGUAAGAGGAAGAAGUUUUCUUUCAAAUGACAGUUUUUAUUGCUUGUGGGUUUUUUCAGCUGUGUUGUUGCCUGCAGGCAAGACAGCAGCUCUCAGCCUUAAAAGAGGACCUUUUAUUCUUUUCCUUAUUUCCUGUCAUUUCUGUAAUGCUACAGUGUUCAAUGUUCAUAUUAAUCGUGGCCAAAGUGUUAAAUAAUGAUUUACACGUACAUAAAAGUAUUUCCUGUGAGCAAAAGCCUGAGGCUUCAGACCGCUCUGAAUACUCUGUUUACAACAGUUUUUUUUUUUUUUUUUCUACUGUCAAGACAAGCUGACGUCAGGUCGUGACAGGUUUCUUUAUAUGGUCGUCUGCACCAGGUACACUACUAUAUGUGUUUACUUUACAUACACUGCUACAUGUAGCCACAUGCUAAUGUCAGGGAAACAUGUAAUCUUGGUUGCUGAUGUUGUAAAUUACCGUGGACAGUGCGGCGAUUCUCCAUCACAGUCAUUCCCUCGCUGCAAUGACGGUGCAGAAACACUAACCUAUGGAAGACCCAGAAACAUUGACCAAGCAGAGUAGACUUUUUCGGGAGGGGGCGCUUUAAGAAACAGACAAUAAAACUAGGGCUGGGUGAUACGGCAAAAAAUAUUAUCAUGCUGAUUUUCCCAGUAUUGAUCAAUAUCGAUAUUUGUGAGGAUAUAUAAUUUGAUAAUGCUGCGAGUUUGAAAAGUGUCCUGAUAACGUCACACCUGAAGGAACCAAAUGAUUUUCCAGCUUCCUACGGCGCUCGUUGUAAAGCUGCGGCAGAGCAGAGAAAAAUAUUUCCCUCCUGGCAGCUCAUACCUGCAGUCUAGCUCUUUAAUAAAUUUCUCAAACCCGUCUUUCCCACGGUGCUCAUGGGGGUCGUGUUUGGCUAGAAAAUAUGGCAACAUGUCUGUUAUAUCUCUGCACUUGUUCAGUCACUUCUCUUACGGGGUUAUGGUGGUUUUGGUGCAGCCCCGCUAGCGCUGCCCACAGUAGCAGAAGUGCUCGGCCCUUGAACACUUGUUGGUGGACUUACUGCAGUUUUGGUGGAUUUUCAUGUGUAGUCGCUGGGAUGCCUCCUUUUCAGGUGAUGGAAAAGGUUUGUUGUGCGUUCCGUCCUGGUUGGCACCAACCCACGACAUAUUUUGCAGACUGUCAUUGUCUGUAUCCAAACCACUUCCAAAUUAUUGAUGUUGUGUAACCUUUUUUAACCACAAUUUCAUCCAUUUUUGAGGAUGAUGCGAGCUCUUCCUCAGCUUCACCGCCGCCUUGCUCCUCACUUCCACUCCCACUUUCCCCCUCUUUUCGUGACGUCCACGCUUCUUUCAGCUCCUCCUCACCUCAGCACACACUUUGCAGUGAAAAGUGGGCGUGUACAAUGACGCUCAUCCCAAAAACUGCAGAUUGAUUAUAGUUUAUUGUCGUCAUUGACACAUGUUUUAUUGCAAUCCCGCUUCAACAUCGUUUUAUCACCCAGCCCUAGCUAAAACAGAGCGUCUCAAUCAGAGGGUGAAUGCAGGUGUUCCAGCACAGACAGUUUGAGGACAGUAUAGUGUUUUCAAACAUUUAAACAUGUAAUCGUCUUCUAGAAGAGAAGAAGCCUAAAAUAUGAGUAUGAACCUGUAAAUGAGCACAAUAGGUCCCCUUUAAACAGAUCCUGCUGACCUUUGACCCCAAACACCUCAUCAUGUCACAUCAGACAUCAACACCUGUUGUGUUUGUAUCAACCUGUUUCCCUUCAUAAAGGUACAUUACAACAGUUCCUGUCAGAUGACUGCCACCUGCUGGUUACCUGCAGCAUUGUGACAUCAGUAAUCACCUCUUUUCAGACCUGUUUUAAACUGUUGAUCAAAACAAAUUUAACAACAAAACACAAACAGUAUUAGAUAAAAUCAGCUGACGUGAACUGUUGAAUCUGUGAACGACAAUCAUUAAAGUUUUGUGUUUGGAACUUCCUAUUGAUUCAUUUCUUUUUUCCAGAUGAUGUAAAGUUACAGGAGAUCAGAGGUCACCUCGACUCACCUCGACUCCUGCUGAAGGGUCUGUUGUGUUUUUCUGUAGCUGCUGAUUAAUUGUGUUUAUGUAAAGAAUUAAAGGAACAGUUCACCUUG